AUGGUGCAUGUCACUUGUUUGGCACAUGGUAUGCACAGAGUUGCAGAAGAAAUUCGAGAAAUACAUGGUGUAUUGCAAAAAUUAGAUUCAAAUGAUGUGGUUUCUAUUAAAGAAGCUAAACUACUUUUAAGUGAAAAUUCUAUAGAAGCUAACUUGGUUUUUAUUCAUUCAAAUUAUGGUUUUUUAACAUCAAGAAUAACGCAACUUGAAAGACAGGAUAUUUCAUCAAUUGAUUCAAUAUUGAUCGUUAAAUCGGUUCUAAAUAAAUUAAAUGACGUAGUUGGUGAAGUAGGCGACGCAAUAAACCGAAAACUAAAUAAUGUUUUGGAAAAAAAUACUAGAUUCAGUAUUUUACGAAAUAUAUCGAACAUUUUAAAUGGAGAAAUCACAUCUAUGGACGAAUUUCCAGAAGACUUAACCGGAAAUGACCUUAUUUACUUCAAGUAUGCCCCCAUAACUUCAGCUGAUGUGGAAAGAUGUUUUUCGCGAAACAAAAAUAUUCUUUCAGAUAAUCGUCGGAGAUUGGAUGUCGAAAAUAUUAAAAAAAACUUUGGUGGUUCAAUGCAACAAAUUUACAGUUUCUUGACGGACAAUCGUGUACCAUUACACAAUUUAGGAGGAUUUAGAUUCCGCAACAUAAUUAUGAUCGAUCCCACUUUUACCUGCAAAUUAUGCGGUGGAGUUCCGGGCACAUCAAGCGAGUUCAAAAAUUCUGUCGGAUAG
Messenger RNA from Metopolophium dirhodum (rose-grain aphid), 723 nucleotides. RefSeq lists its product as uncharacterized. The record is from RefSeq and is a predicted model, not a curated record. The transcript has 3 exons. Lineage: Eukaryota; Metazoa; Arthropoda; Insecta; Hemiptera; Aphididae. Bases 1 to 723 code for a protein of 240 amino acids.